This is a messenger RNA of Ilex paraguariensis (yerba mate), 3518 nucleotides long. Lineage: Eukaryota; Viridiplantae; Streptophyta; Magnoliopsida; Aquifoliales; Aquifoliaceae. The record is from the annotation of a GenBank genome assembly.
UUCGAAGGCCAACCUCUUGCCGGGACUCCAAACCAGAGCUCUGAAAACAGCCAUGGUAGGUGAAGAAGUAAAGAGGAGAGAACUGGAGACAAGAGUCCUUGAGAAGGUCGGACACGUCAUCACCUCCGUUACCGACGCAAGAUACGCCGACCAAGUCAUCUGCGCCCUCCACUCCCUCGCCGUCCUCCUCUUCCCUAUCGAUUCACAUGCCCUCUCAGGUAGCAUCGAUGAGAAGUACAGAGAUGAGGUACUGGGUGCUGAAGUGCCUUCUACGGACGAAAGGAGUAAUUGGUGGCAGGUGUUCUAUGGAGGUGCUUCAUUUCCGACACUGGCGAGAGUUUUGUUAUAUGAUGUUGUUUCCAAUUGGCUAGCGUGUUUCCCCAUUUCUACGAGGAAACAUGUUUAUGAUGUGUUCUUUGUCCGUGGGCGUGUUACCGAGGUUGUACAGACUUUAGUUUCUUGUCUGCAACAGAAAGGAAAUGGCAGACAUGAGAUUAGUCCUGUCUGUUCAAAUGCUGAGAGGUUACUUGUACUUUGCUUGCUUGAAAAUGACGGAAUAGUACGCAUGGCCAGUGAACUUGUUGGGUUUAGCCACUUUGAAGAUAUUAGUAAUAAACAGAUCCAGCCAGAUAUCUCAAGGAUGGCACAAUUUGUUACAUCCAUUCCUGACAAAGCACAAGUGGGAGCCCCAACGACACUUUCAUCACAUUUGUUCUUCAAGCAGAUUACCAUACAGCUUCUUGCUGGAGCAGAAGAAUGGGAUAGGAACUUAUGUCAUGAAGCAGCCAUGGUCAAUAAAGGUGGCGUGGAUGGUUUUAUCUCAUUUAUUGGGGAAGUAUUUGCUCGCAUUUGUCGUCGAGGGUCUGCAGAUGUGCUGUUAAGUGAAGUGAUCACACAGAUUCUUCAGCAGGUUCGGAACUUCUUAUUGCCCACAAGUGACAGGGCAGUUAGUGAAGCAUUUGAGUCAAGGCCUGGUCUCCGGUUUUGGUUGAACAUGUUGGUGGCAAUUAAAGACCCCUAUGCCAUAGAAAGGAUGUCUGAACAGCUACUGCAUCAGCUAGCUACUCUAAAUGCAAGCGAUGUUGAAGCGUACUGGAUUCUUUGGAUAUUGUUUCAUAGGGUUUGUGAGCAUCAGACAUCAAUCAGGUCCAUGUUUGUUGAAAAAUUUUUACUCCGGAAAGUGUUCCCUGUUUGCUGCCUGAGAUGGAUCCUUCAAUUUUCUGUUCUUGAGUGCCCUCCUGGUACUACUUCGCUUUCAAAAGGUCAUAAUUCACAUGGUCUUUUGCAUACAGUGCAAGGGCUUUUGGCAGUAUGGUCCAGACGAGAAUUUGUGCAAUCAGCACCAAUUGAGCAUCAAGCUUACAUAACCGCAGCUGUAGGGCUUUCCCUGGAGAAGAUGUCGAAAGAAGAUUUGGACAGAACCAAGGAUGCAAUGCAGUCAGUCCUUCAAGGAGUUAGCUGUAGGCUCGAGAGCCCUGUCUAUUUGGUCCGGAAAAUGGCUAGCAGUAUUGCUUUAGUAUUUUCUAAAGUAAUUGACCCAAAGAAUCCUUUGUAUCUUGAUGAUAUCUGCAGCGAGGAGAACAUUGACUGGGAGUUUGGGUUACCAACUCCUGAGAAAGGAAUGCUUGCUUUGUCCCAUAGCACAGAAAAGGGUAAUGAAGACAAAGGGCACUAUAUGAUGAUAUCUGAUAAGAAAUUUAACAAUACGGCUGGUGUGGACAAGGAUUUGAAGGGUAAAAAUAAGAACCUGUCUGAAUUUAAGUUGAUUGAUCCAGAUGAGAUUAUUGAUCUGACAACAUUGAAUACUGAGUCUGUUUCUGAUGACGAAUAUGAUGAGGAUGCCAGUGAGACUUCUGAAACCUCGAGUGACUCUUCUUUACAACCGUAUGACUUAUCAGAUGAUGACGCAGAUUUGAAAAGAAAAUUCUCGCAGUUGGUUGAUGUUGUUGGAGCAAUAAGAAAAUCCGAUGAUGCAGAUGGUGUUGAAAGAGCCCUUUAUGUUGCUGAAAAGCUUGUUCGAGCCUCCCCAGAUGAACUUAGAUAUGUAGCAGGUGAUUUGGUCAGAACCCUCGUGCAGGAACUUACUGAUGCAAGAUCCGUUAAACCAAAAACUCUGCCAAGGGCUCUCAUUUCAACUAUUUCGGAAACUCAACCGUGGUUUAUGCCUAGUACUACAGGGCCUCCUGGGGCAGGUUCCUGGAAAGAGGUUUCAGGAUCAGGAACUCCGUUGAACUGGUCUUACUCUUAUGAAAGAGAACUUCCAACUAAACCAAGUCAGGUCAAUAUAGGGAAGACACGCCGAUGGAGCAUCCGAUCAGCAAACAUACAGGAAAAUCAGCUGGAAUGGUCUCAGAAUCAGUUUCCCCAGUAUGCUGCAGCAUUUAUGCUUCCAGCCAUGCAGGGAUUUGAUAAGAAAAGGCACGGGGUUGACUUGCUUGGUAGGGACUUUAUUGUACUGGGGAAACUUAUUUAUAUGCUUGGUGUUUGUAUAAGAUGUGCAUCCAUGCAUCCAGAAGCAUCUGCUUUGGUAUCCCCCCUUCUGGAUAUGUUAAGCUCCAGGGAGAUUUCCCAUCACGUCGAAGCAUAUGUUAGAAGAUCUGUUCUUUUUGCAGCUUCUUGCAUACUAGUGGCCCUUCAUCCCUCUUAUAUAGCAUCUGCCCUGGUUGAAGGAAAAUUUGAAAUUUCAAAAGGACUGGAGUGGAUUCGCAUGUGGGCCCUCCAUGUCGCAGAAUCAGACACGGAUAGAGAGUGCUACACAAUGGCUAUGACAUGUCUCCAACUCCAUGCUGAGAUGGCCCUGCAAGCUUCUCGAGCAAUAGAAUCAGCAGAAAGCGCAUCCAAGUUUAAGAGUGUUGCUCUCCCUUCAAAUCUUCCAAAGGGUACAAUCAAAAUCCCGCACUCAAUUGUGGAAUAUUGAAUUUGGUAGAUCCUACUUCUGGUAAGCCUGUUGUACAGUCCAAUGCAUUCAUAGUAGCAUGCCACUUCCACACACCUGCAAAUUGAGCCCCAAUGAUGAUAUCAAUUGUGAAGUCCAGCUUUACCAUACAAAAAAAAGUGGUAAGAAGGGUUAUUGUACAGGGGAGCAGUGGUGCAGUUAUGUUUGUUUUGAAGCUUUUGAAGAACAUUGAAUUUGUAUUUUUUAUCAGUCUCUCUGUUCUUCAGUAAAUAUUUUCAUUAACUUAAAGGUAUUGAAGUCUCUAAUCCAAGCAUGCUACAUUUUCUGUGCAUUUGGAUGUAGUAGCUUCGGAAUGCCUGUAAUCCAAACCUUAAAGCUCUGUCCUAUUAAAAGAUAGAAACAGUUUUUGGUUGUUCACUAGCAUGGCAUUAUAGUUAAUUCAGUGAUCCAACAAGGGAUUAGAGAGAGUUCAGUUUGUCUCGAGUUUGAGUACACUGGUCACAUAAAAUCAAUGUGUAUGAUUUGUGGGUAAUUAUAUAUGUUCGGAGUUUGCAUUGCAAUUAGAGGCUGUGUAAAUGAUUUUUCAUUUUGAAAAAUAUCCUUGUUUAAUGGUUGUACUGUA